Molecule: messenger RNA, 1977 nt
Organism: Lethenteron reissneri (Far Eastern brook lamprey)
Lineage: Eukaryota; Metazoa; Chordata; Hyperoartia; Petromyzontiformes; Petromyzontidae
Product: potassium voltage-gated channel subfamily V member 2-like
Biological process (GO): protein homooligomerization; potassium ion transmembrane transport; action potential
Cellular component (GO): voltage-gated potassium channel complex; membrane
Molecular function (GO): protein binding; voltage-gated potassium channel activity
Source: RefSeq, a predicted model, not a curated record
GUCCCAUCUCUCUGUCAGUCUCCCAGCCCCUCCGUCUCCGCGUCCGUCUGCGCCUUCCACGGCUGCCUCGUUCGUCGUCAGUCAGUGAGGGAGAUGCUGAAGAGACGCUUCAGCGAGUUCGUCUUGGGCCGCCAGGAAGUCGUCACGGGCAAGUCCGACCUGCAGGCUGCCCGGGAGAGUUCCAUCCGCCACUGGAGCUCGGCGCAGGAGCUUGCGUACUUGUGGUGCGACAGCAGCGACUCGGACGAGUCCCGCGAUUCCCUCGAGUCCGUGCGCGCCGCCCACGCGGGACAGCCGCGCAGGAGCAGCUACUAUUACGUCUCCGACGAGGAUGAUUGUGGUGGUGGUGGUCAUAAUGAUGACGAUGAUGGUGGCGGGGGUGGUGGUGGUCAUCAUCGUCGUCAUCGCGAGCACGGGACUGACUCCGAAGAUGAUGGUGAAGGUCAUGGCCACCAUCACGGUCAUUGUCAUCAUGAGCUCCAAGACGCUGGGAGAGAAGACGGCAGCGGAGAUGAAACCCGAGGAGGUGGGAGUGGCAGAAGCAGCAGCAGCAGGAGCGUCACUUACGACGGCGGCGCCCUUCCCAGGAGGCGCACCGCGGACGUGAGCGCGCCCCCGGCUCCCGACGCGUGCAGGGGGCCCGGUGGGAGGCUGCUCCGCAUCAACGUGGGAGGGAAGCGAUUUCGCAUUCCCAGGCACGCGGUGACCAAGUACCCGAGGACCAGGCUGGGCCGCUUGGCCGGCCACACGGAGCAGGAGAGGCGCCUGGACCUGUGCGACGACUUCUCACCGAGCCGGCGCGAGUACUUCUUCGACCGCGACCCGCUGGCGUUCGCGCACGUCUUCAACUGGUACAGCGCCGGCACGCUGUGGGUGCGCGACUCGCUGUGCCCGCGCAACUUCAUCGAGGAGCUCGAGUACUGGGGCGUCAGGCCCCGUCACGCCAAGCUCUGCUGCAGAAUCCUCUUCGAGGAGCGGCAGGACGAGAUCUCGGACUUCCUCAAGGUCCAGCGAGAGCUCGAGGACGAGCUGGAGAGCGAGACGAGCGACGAUUGCUUCGACGGGAUGCGCAUGGGCGAGGUGCGCCGCGGCCUCUGGACCCUCACGGAGAAGCCCUUGUCUUCCUUCGCCUCCAAGCUCGUGUCCGUCACGUCCACCCUGUUCCUGCUGCUGUCCAUCGCGGCGAUGACCCUGAACACGAUGAGCGACGGACUGUUCGGAAGCGGAGCUGGCGGCGCGGCUGCGGCGGCGUGGGGCAACCAUCCCACGCCGCUCGACCACGUGGAGACCGUGUGCAUCGCCUUCUUCACCGCCGAGUAUCUGCUGCGGCUGCUCUGCACGCCCAACCUCAGGCGCUUCAUGCGCAGCGUCCUCAAUGCCGUCGACGUCAUCGCCAUCAUCCCCUUCUACAUCCAGGUGAUGUUCGAGCAGGUGGUGAGCGACCGCUUCGACGUGGAGGUGCGCACCGUGGAGAAGGUCGGCAAGCUGGGCCAGGUGCUGCGCAUCAUGAGGCUCAUGCGCAUCUUCCGCAUCCUCAAGCUGGCGCGCCACUCAACGGGGAUGCGAGCGUUCGGUUUCACGCUGCGCCAGUGCUACCACCAGGUCGGCUGCCUCUUCCUCUUCAUCGCCAUCGGCAUCUUCAUCUUCUCGGCGCUGGUGCACUCGGCAGAGCACGACUCGCCCGGCACCAACUUCACCAGCAUCCCCGGCUCGUGGUGGUGGGCCGCGGUGAGCAUCUCGCAAGUGGGCUACGGCGAUAUCUACCCGGAGACAGUGCUGGGCCAGGCGUUCGCCUUCUGCUGCAUCUCGUUCGGCAUCAUCCUCAACAGCCUGCCCAUCUCCAUCCUGUACAACAAGUUCUCGGGCUACUACAACAAGCUCAAGGAGCACGAGUGCACAUCGCGGCCGCGGCAGCGGGGCCGCCUCGACAUCAGCAGCCGCGCCUACCGCAAGCUGUCGCGCGUGCUCAGCAUCUGA